Bacidia gigantensis is the source of this 1365-nucleotide messenger RNA. RefSeq lists its product as uncharacterized. Lineage: Eukaryota; Fungi; Ascomycota; Lecanoromycetes; Lecanorales; Ramalinaceae. The record is from RefSeq and is a predicted model, not a curated record. Bases 1 to 1365 code for a protein of 454 amino acids. Gene Ontology annotation, cellular component: nucleus; cytoplasm. The transcript has 8 exons.
AUGACGGAUUCACCUGCUAUCCAAGCACCUUUAGACCCUAAAGAGGAACCAAUACUUGCUCGCGUGCUCGAGCUUAGAGACAAGCUCUCCAUUUUGAAGCAGGAUAAGUCAACAUACGUCAAGUCUCAGGACAUCAUACCUAUCUACGAGCAGGUCAUAGAGCAGGUACAGUCCUUAAAUACCAUCAGGACCGACCAUGGGAAGCCUUUGGAAUCAAAUCGAGUUGAUCGGGUUUUGGACGACGCUUUCCAGCUGAUAUCGCUGUUCUUUCUCACCAUUGGACGUAAUAAUGAUGCUCCUGCAGUAUACUCCUUCACCUCCACUAUUCGACGUCUUCUAGAUCAUCUCAAAGAAGCCGCUUUUUUCUCUGCCAAAGAUCUCGAAUCUAUUGGCCACAAUUUGGACAAGAUGCAAGACGUUAUAAAACGUGGGAAGGAGCACCAUCCACCGCAUCUAUUGACGCUCCUUCAGAAUCGCAUGGACAUUUGUUGGAAUAUACUCGCGGAGCUGCGCGACUCAUUAAGCAACCUCUCACCAACCUUGACUCCAAUUCAUGAAAGACUGGUGUCCAUACUAAGAUCAAUAUCCGCUGCAAACACUCGAUACAAGUUUCCGUCGGGCGAAGUAGAAGGGUUUCGCAAUCAGCUCAAGGAGAUCAAAGCAACAAUGGUCAAUGGCCAAUUUCUGGGGGAAGAUAGUACGGCUCCUUCAGGUCAGGAUAUUGUCACGACAUUGCUUGAUCGUUGUCUUCUAUGGUCUGAUAUCGUACUAUCCAGGUGUGUAUUACUCAAGAAGGGUAAAAUUGAUCAAAGGUUCAAGGAGACUUAUGAAAAAUUGUCAGAUAUACGAAAUCAGCUCGAACGGCUGAGUCUGACGCAAGCCUGGUCUCUUCGAGAAACCGACCUCUAUAACUUUCAGCGCCAACUAGACCGUGUAGACGAAAGUCGUAUUAACGGCAACUUCGAAGACGGAGGCGGCAACCUAGCUGACCUGCAUGCGCAAAGGACUCUGCUCUAUCUUUUGAGACGGAGCUACGCGUAUAUAUACCAGCUCAUGAUAUCAUCAGAGCCUGUUUCGGAAGCUCUUCUUCCUAUUUUCAAUCAAUUGCAAACCUUGCGUCGAUGUUUAGUCGAAGUCAAACGAUCGGGAGGUGUCACUUCAGCGCGAGAGUUAUACCCCUAUAGCAUGAAGCUGUCAUCUAUUGAUAACAUGCGGGUGGACGGAAAAUUUAUGGUCGGCACGGAUAUUCCAGAAGGACAAGGAAGUGUUAGUGUGCUUCUGGCCGAAUGCUUCGAGCUGCAACAUGAUCUCAAGAUCGAGGCUGAGGAGCGCGAAGCAAAGGUCCCUGGAAAAGACGACCAAUAA